Molecule: messenger RNA, 885 nt
Organism: Pelobates cultripes (western spadefoot toad)
Lineage: Eukaryota; Metazoa; Chordata; Amphibia; Anura; Pelobatidae
Source: the annotation of a GenBank genome assembly
AUGGAGAAGCAAACCACCAACUUCAGGGUCUGUUUGCCUGUGAGGAAAAGAGUUGCCAUUGCACUGUGGAAGCUGGCUACCAACAGUGAAUAUAGAAGUAUAGGUCAUCUUUUUGGUGUCAGUAAAUCAUCAGUGUGCCGGUGUGUGCAGGACUUCUGUAAGGCUGAAAUUAUUCAUUUUCCGGACUGGCAAAAUCUUAAAGACAUGGCUGACUACUUUGAGAACAGGUGGGGCCUUCCACACUGUGUUGGUGCUAUUGAUGGGUCACACAUACCAAUAAUAGCACCACAAGAAUACCACACUGACUACUUCAACAAAAAAGGCUGGCAUUCCAUUAUCCUCCAAGGAGUAGUGGAUGGAAAAGGACUAUUCUGGAGUGUGAAUGUAGGAAAGCCUGGGAGUUUGCAUGAUGCUCGGGUUCUACGACUGUCCACAUUUUGGGAUUGGGUUGGCCAGGGAGUCCUGUAUCCUGUUUGCACUAAGAACAUUGGGGAGGUGAAUGUUGGCUAUUAUGUGCUCGGGGACUCUGCCUACCCUCUACAAAAUUGGCUCCUGAAACCAUUUCCUGACAAUGGCCGCCUGACACCAGAACAACAAACCUACAACAAGAAAACAUCCAGGGCAUGGGUCGUAGUGGAAAAUGCAAUCAGAAGACUUAAGGGUAGGUGGCGUUGUCUUAUGAAGAGGAAUGACAGUGACAUUGCACUUGUCAAAUCCAUGGUGGUUACUUGCUGUGCUCUUCACAAUCUUUGUGAAAGACAUGGAGAAGACUUCCACCAGGAUUGGAAUACGUCUGCAGAAGAGUCAGGACGGGUAAUUACACAGGAUAGCGAAGAAGAGUGCAGUGAAAUACGUCAGGCUCUGAUGCGGCACCUCAACAUUUAA